Molecule: messenger RNA, 1092 nt
Organism: Hyaloperonospora brassicae
Lineage: Eukaryota; Oomycota; Peronosporomycetes; Peronosporales; Peronosporaceae
Source: the annotation of a GenBank genome assembly
AUGUUACAGCCGAUUGCCGCCAUGACAGCGACGCUCGUUGCUGCCGGAUUCGCGACCGAGGGCAGAUUCUGGCACUGGGUACCUGCGAGCUAUGCAAAACUAGAAGAGGCCGAGCGCAAGAUCCUCACGCGCGCAGUGUCAGCACCAUAUGAGAUGAAAAAGGUCGCGCAAUUGGGCACUCUGGUCGUGCCGUGCUCGGAUGAGAAGAAGCGUCGAGAGGCCGGGAACCUCGUGUUGAUCCACGGCUUUGCUGGCGGCAAUGCCGUCUGGGCACUGAAUCUGGACAAGCUGUCCAAGCACUUUAAUGUGUAUGCAGUGGAGUGGAUUGGUGCUGGUCGCUCGGAUCGACCGGACUUUAACUUUACAGACUACGACAGCGCGGAUGCAUUUAUCAUGGACUCGUUCGAGAAGUGGCAGCAGGAAAUCAAACUUGACCACUUUGACCUGUGCGCGCAUUCGAUGGGGGCUAUCUUCGCGUCGUCAUACGCGUUGAAGCACCCUGAACAUGUCAACCAUUUGGUAUUGGCGUCUCCUGCAGGUGUUCCGCUUCCACCGCCGCCUAUCGACGAAACGACGACAAACGGCAAAGCGACAAACACCUCGUGGCUGAAACGCAUUGUUAUCGCAGCGUGGAAGAACGGCAUAACGCCCAUGUCUCUAGCUCGGUUUGUAGGACCGUACGGACCGCAACUUGUCCAGUACGUGGUGCACCGUCGAACCUCAUUCAUGUUGGAGGAGAGUGCCAUGCGCGAUGGACGUGUCAACCUCGACGAGCUGGGGGAGUACAUGUACCACAACUGGGCACUAAAGCCAUGUGGAGAGCGUGCGUUGACGACGCAUCUCGCCCCGGGCGCACAUGCUGUUCGUCCCCUCGUGGCGAAGCUGCUUCCUGAAAGCGUGAAGAUGCCACUCACGUUUAUCUACGGCGAGUAUGACUGGAUGGACUAUCGUAACGGAUUGGACAUUGUCGAGCGCUUCAAGGAAAAGGGGCGUGCUGCUGACCUUUACCGUGUGUCGAACGGAGGGCACCAAAUGUUCAUGGAGAAUCCAGAUGACUUCAGCCGCAUUUUGAUCGAAUGCCUGACAAAGUAG